AUGACUGGGGCCAGCAAGCGACUUGCCUGGAUCAACUCAGUAAACAGCACUCCCCACCGCACUGCAAACAGGUUGCGGGAACGCUACCAACGCCGCGGCGGCCUCGGCCAAGCCGGGCCAAGCCGGAGGCGCCUCUGCACAGGGCCCGCUCCGGAGCGGGGCCGGGCUCACCUGCGGGUGGGAGGGAGCGCAGGCCGCAGUGAGGCCCGGCCCGCGAUCACCACUGCCUCGGUCGCCUCCGCUCGGUGGCUUAGUACGGUGCUGCGCAUGGUCGCGGCCUCUGCGCUGUCGCUGUGCUCCCGUGUUAUGGAGGAGCCCCCAGACCCUGGGAUCCCGUCAAGACUCGGCCACAAGCGCUCCGGGAGGAUGAGUGAGGGGAAUGCUGCUGCUGCUGUUGAUGCUGCUGCUGUCCCCGCCGUGGAGCUGCCGUGGGGGCUGCGGCCGGUGCUAUGUAGAAAAGCCCAACGGGAGCGGCGCCGCGGGAGCGGCUGCUUCCCCUGCCCGCCCGUUGCCUGUCGCUGUGCCGGUGAGCUCGACCCCAUCCUGGCCCCUCAGCUGGGUGGCCCCGUGACCCCCGGAAGGCGGGAUGAAGAGUCUGGAGCUGAGCCUUUGCCACCCACCGGCAGUCAGCAGCCGCUUGGUAAGGACGCGGCGCCGCUGCCCUCCGCUGAUCACGGCGGCACCGGCCUCAAGUUCGGGCUGCUGGCGCCGGAGCUGCACACUCGCCUCCUGGACCAGGACUACAAGAACCGUAUGCAAGCUGUGGAGGAGCUGAAGAGGGUGGUUGAAGAUGCUAGCCAGGCCGCGGUGACCUCCGUGCCUGCCCCCAGCAUCCUGGGGUUCAUCAGCCUUCUCUGCACUCUGCUUGGUGACUUCAACUUCAAGGUGGUGCUCAGAGCAUUGGAGGUGAUCUAUCUGCUGGCUCUGCGCCUGGACAAUCAGGUCAAGGCCUUCCUGACACCUCUGUUCUCUGCUGCUACUAAAGUCCUGGGGGACAGCAAGCUGGCCAUCCGGCAGGGUUACAGGCGCCUGCUCCGGUGGCUCAUGAAGGCAGUGGGUCCUCAGCAGGUGCUGGACUUGCUGCUGCAGCAGGAGUACCAGCAGAACAAAAAUUCCAAAGUCCGUGAGGAGGUGAUCAACAUGUGCAUUGUGGCCCUCCUCACUUACCCGAGUGAGGAGCUGGACCUGGCCAAGCUGGCGUUUAAGCUCGCUCCAGCACUGGUGGACAACAAGCACAGGGUCCGGCAUGCUGCCAUGGAAGCUUUUGCUGUGCUGGCGUCUGCCAUGGGCCCAGGCAAAACCACCCUUCUCUUCAAGGCAGUGGAUGCUAUGGAACUGAAGGACAACGGGGAUGGGUUGAUGCAUGCAGUGCAAGCUAGGCUGGCCAGGAAGAUUUUGCCAAAGCUUGCUGACCAAGGGUUUGUAGAGUAUGCUGUGCCCUUGCCAUCAUCUUGUCAUAACAGGGCGUCCUGUUUACCCCCAGGAGCAGAUACAGACUGGCUCUUGAUGUGUGACAGGACUCGGAGUGCACACAGCUACUGUGGGUAUGAGGCGAGGGUUGAUGCUCUGCAGCACUCCAGUUCUCACAGUGCAGAUGCCAAUCAAAUAGCAUGUUCAAGAAAAGUCUUGAAUGCAUAUAAAGGAGAAAACAAACUGCCUUGGGAAAACAAGCAUGCUGAAUACAAGGAAGUUGGUGCAGGAGUCAAGAUGCCUGUCACACAGGGUGUGGAGCAGUUCCCUACAUCCAGUGAUUUACCUCAUUUUCCAGAGUUAAGGCCCUGUCAAGGAGUACCAGUCAGUGAUGAGUUACAUUUUAGUAGAAAAAGAACUUCAGGGAAUUUCAUUCAGAAUAGCGUAGAUUUUAAGUCGGAGCAUUCUUCUGUCUGUGCUGGUCCUGUGGGCUCUCAUCAGCCACAAAUAUCAGGGAAAUGUGGAACACUUGGACACACGCAGACACGCGAGAAGAGUGGUAGCAUAGAAUCUGAACUACAAUUUUUAGGAUUAAGUAACAGUCAGCGAGACAAAGGUUGUACCAGCCUAAAUUUUUCCAACACGACCCAGAGAAGUUUUUACAAUCAAGCAGAGAAUACGACGCCCUUCCAAGGUCCUAAUGUUUAUUCUGGUGUGUGCUGUAAUCCUGCCCACCCCUACAAUGGACUGACAUCUGCUUGUGUCUCUCUUCCAGGGGAGAAUUUGCAGGAGAAACAUGCUCCUCUGCAGCUGAAACCCACCCUGGCGAGGCAACAAGUCCCCUGCAGAGGCCUAAAUGGGACAAAACCCAUCCCUCCCAUUCCCCGCCUGCUGCCAGAUAAGAUAAAGUUAAAUUUGACAAAGUGCAGAAAUGAAGAGUGCAAGAACAUGAGGCUGAAUAAAACAGACAGGAAGCUUGCAGCAGCUGAUCUUUCAGCCUUGAAUGUGGAUGGUGAGGAAGUGGACCAGGAAGAGAUGAAGAAUUCAUUAAGAUCUCUACGAAACAGUGCCGCUAAGAAAAGGGCAGUGUUAAGCAGCAACAUUUCAGGUCUUGAAAGUCCUAAUUCUGCUCUUAAACUUGAUCUGUCUGGGGGUUCCCCCUCCCAUGUGUCCUGCCCAAGUGUGGAUGUCUACAGCGAAAGCGGUGUUUACAGCCAGGACUCUGUAACUUCACCCAUGUCCACAGUCCCCCACAGAAGGAGAAGAAUGUCAGACAAUCUUCUACUACUUGGCAAAAAAUCACAGACUGCAAGAACAUUUUCUGCAAGAAACAGAGACCCUAAUGUGGAAGAACAUAACACCAGCACAGGUCUUGCGGAGCCAGCAUCUACUUUUCCACAGACAAACAAUCUAGAUUUCAUCUCACAAAGUGUCCCAUCUGAAGAUGCAGUUGUAAUUGCUGGUAAGGCAUCCUUGUCAUUAGAAGAUGUGGCCGUGAAUCCUUCAGUAAAAAUAACAUCCAACUUCAAGAAGACAAAACAUCCAGCCUUGCUACAAUGUGAUGAAGUUCCUCUUAGGGCACAAGGAAACUAUACAGGCAAGAGGCCAUCAGUCACAGGAGCAAUGGACAAAUCGGAACUGCGUCCCUUUUCAAAGCCGGAAACGGCACUGACAGAAGCCUUGACACUUCUAGCUAAUGAUGACUGGGAGAAGAAGAUUGAAGGUCUGAACUUCAUUAGACGUUUGUCUGCCUACCACACGACUACUCUGACUGCAAAGCUACAUGAAACAAGCAUGGCUGUGGCUCAAGAGGUCAAGAAUUUACGCUCAGGUGUUUCUCGAGCUGCUGUGAUCUGUUUAGGGGAUUUGUUCACCUACCUGAAAAAGAGCAUGGAUCAAGAACUAGAUUAUACAGUAAAAGUCCUUUUGCACAAAGCUGGUGAAUCCAACACAUUUUUAAGGGAAGAGGUAGACAAAGCACUGAAGGCUGUGGUUAAUAAUGUGACUCCAGCACGUGCACUUUCUUCUCUUAUAGAUGGAGGGCAAAGCCACCUGAAUUCAGCUGUGAGAAGAUGCACAGCUCAGCACCUGUCAGACACUGUAGAACGUAUGGGCCCGGACCGGAUUCUGUCUGGAACCAAAGGUGAUGCUGAUCGGCUUUUCCCUGCAAUAGUCAGGUUUACACAGGACAGUUCACAACAAACAAGGUAUUAUGGUCGAAAGAUGCUCUUCAGUAUGAUGACUCAUCCUGAUUUUGAUAAAACAAUUGAGAAGUAUGUGUUAACCAAGGAUUUGCCUUAUAUUAGGGAAGCUAUUACCAACCUACGUAAAAAGGGUUUGGAUGGGCUGCCAUCAGAUAAACUCUUAUCAAAAAGAAGACAUUCCCAUACUAGUAGCGUUGGACAUUUGAAAGAUAAUACCAAUGGCACUGACAGAGAGACUACAGAGGCCUAUGGAGUCAUAAGAAAAGCAGCUCCUCGUAAUUUAGUAGAAAAUGAAGAAUAUGUUAAAGACAUCAUAGGUUUAUUGAACGCAAAGGACUUCCGUGAUCGAAUACGUGGCAUUAAGCAGCUGUUAUUUGAUGCACAGAAUAAUCAAGGCUUUGUUGUUGCAAACAUCCUGAAGAUUUUUGAUGCUUUCAAGUGUCGCUUAAAUGACUUAAACGGCAAAGUAAAUCGGAUUGCUUUGGAGACGAUGCACCAGAUAAUUCCGUUGCUGAAAGACAAUCUAUCACCUGUGAUCAACAUGUUAAUUCCCGCUAUGGUCGACAACAACCUGAACUCCAGAAACCCGGGGAUUUAUGCAGCUGCCAAAAAUGGUAUUCAGGCUCUGUGUCAACACCUAGACAACUACUUGCUCCUUCAGCCAUUCUGCACAAAAGCCCAGUUUCUGACUGGAAAAGCCAAACAAGACAUAACAGAAAAGCUUGCUGAUAUUGUGAUGGAGUUAUAUCCUCGGAAGCCAAAGAGUGUGGAGCAGAAAGUUCUAGUUGUCCUUUGGCACCUCCUGGGAAACGUGACGAACAGUGGCUCUAUACCUGGAACCGGAGGGAACAUGCGGACAGCCACAGCAAAACUGUCAAAAGCACUUUUUGCACAUAUGGGACCAAGACUCUUAACUCGCGCUGCAGCUCAGUCACCACAUAUCAUGAAGACUUUAGAAGAACUUUUAAAGACAGAAAGCUAAAGUAACGAUCCCUAU
Molecule: messenger RNA, 4611 nt
Organism: Neopsephotus bourkii (Bourke's parrot)
Lineage: Eukaryota; Metazoa; Chordata; Aves; Psittaciformes; Psittacidae
Gene: TOGARAM1
Product: TOG array regulator of axonemal microtubules 1
Exons: 21
Coding region: 1-4596 (1531 amino acids)
Biological process (GO): microtubule cytoskeleton organization
Cellular component (GO): cilium; cytoplasmic microtubule
Molecular function (GO): microtubule binding
Source: RefSeq, a predicted model, not a curated record